AUGGAGGACACCAGCGCGGCACUACGAGCCGCCGAGAAGCUCGUCGAAGCCCUCAAGGGCCAUCCUCGGGCGUCGGAGGCCGAGCAUGUGGCUCUGCUUGAACGCAUCGAUAGGGUGCGCGCCCUCCUUGAAACGCCGUACGAUGUGAUCGUGAAGCAGCAGGAGGAGAUGAGCGCGGCCGGUGCUAUGUACACCCUUAUCAUGACGGGCGCCAUCAAGAAGGUCCCGGACGAAGGGACCAUCACGGCAGAGAGGCUUGCGGCCGAGAUGAACAUGGACGUCUCAGCGAUUCAGCGGUUGAUGCGCGCAGCCAUUGUCGCCGGCUUUUUCACUGAAACGGCACCCAACACGUACGGGCACAACAAGCUGUCGCAGGCGUACCAGCUCCACGCGCAGGGACCCUUCUUCCUUCUCUGCAUGGACUUCAACAGGAUGUGCUUGGCGCUGCCCGACUACUUCAAGACGCACAAGCCCGAGGAGUUGUACGACCCGAAGAAGUCGCCGUACUGCUUCAGCGUUGGUAAGGAGGGGAAGACAUUUUACGAAGCAAUCGACGAGAACCCGGAGCGGCGGAACAUCUGGAACGUGUCCAUCCAGAUCUUUGAGAAGAACAUGCCGGUCUCUGGCAUGUUUCCGUGGGAGUCGCUCAAGGCACAGGUGGAGAAGGAGCCGGAACGGGCCUUCGUCGUCGAUGUGGCCGGUGGCCGGGGGCAGGCUUUGCUGAAGCUUCAGGAGGCAAUCCCUGGCGCCUAUGGCGGGAAGCUCAUCCUGCAGGAUCUGCCCAUCGUCAUUGACACCCUGAAGCCGGAGGACAUCCCGAACAUUGAGCCAAUGGCGUACGAUAUGUUCACCCCUCAGCCGGUCAAGAACGCGCACGUCUACUUCAUGCGGCGACUGCUCCACGACUUUUAUCCUCCCGUCUGCGUCGACAUCAUGAGGAACACGGUCUCGGCCAUGGGCCCAGAUUCCCGCCUGAUCGUCUGCGACAUGUUGAUGCCGGAGAAGGUUGAGCCGGGCCGGCUUAAGGAGCUGUACUGGCUUGACUUGACCAUGAUGUCAAUCAGCGGGAAGGAGAAGACGCUGGACGAGUUCAACCAGAUGUUUGACGCCGUGGGCCUGGAGCUGGUCAAGGUGUGGCCGUAUGCUAGCGGCGCGACUGUGCAACUCGAGACUAGACUGAAGUGUUCGUAA
This is a messenger RNA of Thermothielavioides terrestris NRRL 8126, 1191 nucleotides long. RefSeq lists its product as uncharacterized. Gene Ontology annotation, molecular function: O-methyltransferase activity. The transcript has 2 exons. Bases 1 to 1191 code for a protein of 396 amino acids. The record is from RefSeq and is a predicted model, not a curated record. Lineage: Eukaryota; Fungi; Ascomycota; Sordariomycetes; Sordariales; Chaetomiaceae.